Molecule: messenger RNA, 855 nt
Organism: Phycomyces blakesleeanus NRRL 1555(-)
Lineage: Eukaryota; Fungi; Mucoromycota; Mucoromycetes; Mucorales; Phycomycetaceae
Exons: 5
Coding region: 1-855 (284 amino acids)
Source: RefSeq, a predicted model, not a curated record
AUGUCUAACCAAAAUGAAAGCUAUCCCACUCGACGCACUCCUGCUGAGAGAGAGAUGACAAACUCUCUUGCCAUCUUGCAUCGUGACAUGACCACUGUCAUGAAAGACGUUGCUGAUAUCAAAGCAAAAACUUCGAACACUCCUGUGUCUGCUGUUUUGCAGAGUCAGCCAAUGGCUUUAGUGCAUGCUGUUGCUCCUGUGAGCAUGGAAAUGAAUGUAGCUGAUUUUUCCACCAUGGCUUCUGAUGCAAAAUCAGUCAACAAAACAAAAGCCUAUAGACUUCUUCGGGAGCAUUUGUGGGACCCUAAGUUCAAGUCAAAACAUUUGGCUGAAAUUCAAGCCAACAAUGGCAAGCCAAGAAAUUUCGUAGGAGCAGGACUGAGAAAAAGUGAUGUUCGUGACUUUGUCUAUACGAACUUCACUAGCAGAAAGCGUGCAGCUAAUAAGUCUCAGGCUAAAAAGAAGUCAGACAAUGCUCGCAACAGAAGGAGUAGCCGCGAAAAGGAGCACUUGAAACGUCGCAAAACAGCGUACCAGUCUAACAAGUCUGCUAUUGAUGACGAGAUGAAAAGAGAUUGCUCUGGUCUCAUUAUAGAAGAGGCUAUGUCUGUUGGUGAGUCAGACGAUGGCACUUUGCCUCAUGUUUCUUAUAGUGGGCUUUGUCUUCGUCGUUCAGGUUGGAGAAGUGAUGAGUACAACCACUUCAUCACACUUGUUGACAACAAAGUGGUAGCUGAUUUAGGCUUAAAUAGCCAUCAAUUGCUGUCACGUGCUUUUGGCGAAACCGUUGAAGGACCAGUCCCUGAUGCAAUUGCAUCACAGUUUCCUCAGUGGGCUCUUAGAAACGGGCCCUAA